GCGCAGCGCAGUCAUUCAGCUUCUGCGCGCAAAGCGGACGGAGCUCCGCGGAUCCGCAGCAGAGCGUCAGGAACCAGAGAGCGCAUGGAGCUGCUGCCCCGGGGAGCGCGCACGCGGCUGCCGCUGCUGCUGCUGCUGCUGCUCGGCCUCAGCUGCCGCGUCAGAGCCGGAGACGACCGCAGAGUGUGCCGAGGGAUGACUAACCAGCUGACCCUGCUGGGAACUCGCGAGAAUCAUUACAAAAGCAUGGUGAGAGAGUACUCCAACUGCUCGGUGGUUCUGGAGAACCUGGAGAUCACGUACAUUCAGGAGCACCAGGACCUGUCCUUCCUGCAGUCAAUCCAGGAGGUUGGCGGCUACGUUCUGAUCGCCAUGAACGAGGUGUCGACCGUCCCGCUGGUCAAUCUGAAGCUGAUCCGAGGACAGAACCUCUACGACAAGUUUUCUCUGCUUGUGAUGUCCAACUACCUCAGCAGCAACGUAACCGGAGCGCCAAGAUACAUCAGCGGGCUGCGACAGCUGCAGCUCAGCAACCUGACCGAGAUUUUAAACGGAGGGGUGAAGGUGACCAACAACCCUCUGCUGUGUAACAUGCAGAAUAUCCAGUGGUGGGACAUCGUAGACAAGGCCAGCUAUUCCAACAUACUUCUGAAGUUUGAUGACUACAAACAAGAUUGUGAGAGGUGUGACCCCGGGUGUGUCAACGGUUCAUGUUGGGCAGCGGGACCUGAACACUGUCAAAAAUUCACCAAGCUAGUGUGCGCGGAGCAGUGUGGAACCGGGAGGUGUCGCGGCCCCAAACCCAUAGACUGCUGUCACCAGGACUGUGCUGCAGGCUGCACUGGACCUCUACCAACCGACUGCCUGGCCUGUAAACACUUUAAUGAUGAUGGUACCUGUAAGGACUCCUGUCCACCUUUGAAGCUCUAUAACCGCAAAAUCCACCAGGUGGUCAUCAACCCCAACGCCAAAUACACCUUUGGACCGACGUGUGUUAAGGCCUGCCCACAUAACUACGUGGUGACCGAGGGCUCAUGUGUCCGGGCCUGCAGCCCCGACACGUAUGAGGUGGAGGAGAAUGGAGUCCAGCGCUGCAAAAGAUGUGAAGGGCCUUGUCCUAAAGCCUGCGAUGGAGUCGGCAUUGGCACACUCGUCAACACAAUCGCUGUCAACUCUACAAACAUCGAAUCUUUCAGGAACUGCACAAAGAUCAACGGAGACAUCAUUCUCCUCCAGUCUUCCUUUUCAGGAGAUCCACACUACAACAUCCCUCCUAUGGACCCUGAGAAGCUGGAAUACUUCAAGACAGUGAAGGAAAUCACAGGGUACCUGUUCAUCCACACCUGGCCAAAGAACAUGACGUCUCUGUCGGUGUUUGAAAACCUGGAGAUCAUCAGGGGGAGGUCACAGUUAAGGAAUGAAUUCAGCUUCGUGGUGGUGAACACAGACACCCACUGGCUUGGUCUGCGAUCCCUGAAGGAGUUGAGUGCCGGAGACGUGCGUCUGAAGGACAACCAUCUGCUGUGUUACUCCAAAGCCAUGAACUGGUCCUACCUUUUUCGAGACAAAAAGCAAAAAGUGGUUCAAACCCCCCUGGUGGACGUGUGCGAGAGGAAGAAUCAAACCUGCGACCAGCAGUGCUCGAGCCACGGCUGCUGGGGUCCGGGCUCCAACAUGUGUCUGACCUGCCAGUACUUCAACCGCGGGCAGCGCUGUGUGGAGCGCUGCAACCUGCUGCAGGGUGAACCCCGAGAGGUGGAGGUGGACGGCAGAUGUGUCAAGUGUCACCCAGAAUGCUUGGUGGAGACUGGGACCCCGACCUGCCACGGACCGGGGUCCGACCAGUGUUCCCAGUGUGCCCACUUUAAAGAUGGCUCCCACUGCGUGCUGAGGUGCCCCCAUGGAGUUCUCGAUGACGAGAGCACGCCUAUUUGGAAAUAUGCGGAUCAGAAGGGCCAGUGCCAGCUGUGCCAUCAGAACUGCACUCAGGGGUGUACUGGACCAGGACUGUCGUGGUGCUUGAGAACUAGCAAUAACUCCUCUCUGGCGGUGGGCGUGGUCAGCGGGAUCCUGGUUGCAGUAAUCGGGAUUCUGGUGGUUCUAGUCCUCUUUCGUCGGCAGAGAAUUAAGAGGAGGAGGACUUUACGGCGCCUGUUGCAGGAGAAGGAGCUGGUGGAGCCUUUAACUCCAAGUGGUCAGGCUCCCAACCAGGCACUGCUGAGGAUCCUGAAGGAGACGGAGUUCAAGAAGGUCAGGGUGCUCGGCUCAGGGGCCUUUGGGACGGUCUUCAAGGGUCUGUGGAUUCCUGAGGGGGAGAACGUUAGGAUCCCAGUUGCCAUCAAAGUCCUUAGAGAGGCCACAUCGCCCAAAGCAAAUCAGGAAGUCCUGGAUGAAGCGUAUGUGAUGGCGAGCGUGGAUCACCCUCACGUGUGCCGGCUGCUCGGCAUCUGCCUGACGUCCUCCGUUCAGCUGGUGACUCAGCUGAUGCCGUAUGGCUGCUUGCUGGACUAUGUCCGGCAGCACAAGGACCGCAUCUGUGCCCAGUGGCUGCUCAACUGGUGUGUCCAGAUCGCUAAGGGCAUGAACUACUUGGAGGAGCGCCACCUUGUGCAUCGAGAUCUGGCAGCAAGGAACGUCCUGCUGAAAAAUCCAAACCACAUCAAGAUCACAGACUUUGGCCUGGCCAAACUGCUGACAGCCAAUGAGAAGGAAUACCACGCGGAUGGAGGAAAGGUUCCCAUAAAGUGGAUGGCCUUGGAGUCAAUCCUGCAGUGGACCUACACUCAUCAGAGCGACGUGUGGAGCUAUGGGGUGACGGUGUGGGAAGUGAUGACUUUUGGCUCCAAACCGUAUGACGGCAUCGCGGCCAGUGAGAUCGCCUCGGUGCUGGAGAGGGGGGAGCGUCUACCUCAGCCACCCAUUUGCACCAUUGACGUCUACAUGAUAAUGGUUAAAUGUUGGAUGAUCGACCCGUCUAGUCGUCCCAAGUUCAGAGAGCUGAUUAAGGAGUUCUCCCAAAUGGCUCGUGAUCCAUCCAGAUACCUCGUCAUGAGGGGUGACUUGCCGAGCCCGUCAGACACCAGGCUUUUCUCCCGCCUGCUGAGCUCAGACGACACAGAGGAAAUAGCUGAUGCAGAUGAAUACUUGCUGCCAAACAAACGCCUGAUUCCACCUGACAACCAUCCCUGUGGUGCAAUGAACGGUCAUUUGGCCAGAGAGAACAGCGGAGCUCAGCGAUACAUUACUGACCCCACCCAGAGUGGACUGGAUAAGGAGGACUGUUUUGGCCAUGAAUACAUGAACCAGAGCAUGAGUGAAACCAGCCGGAGCAGCAGGCUGUCGGAGGUUCUCAAUCCCAACUACGAGGACCUGAGCCCGAGCAGUGGCAUCGCCUCCCUUCUCCUCUCACCGGAAAAUCUGGAGCCCUCAAGACCUGAAUACCUAAACACGGCAGAGCUUUGUCGCCCCCUGGAGCCCAGCGACAGCCUUGAAAACCCAGACUACCAGGCUGCCUUCCUUCCCCCCACAGUCACUGCAGCAUUUGGAAACGGCCUGUUCCUUCCCACGGCAGAGAAUCUUGAGUACUUGGGACUUAAUGCUACGCAGUCUCCUCCUGUACGCUAAGGGGCAGCAGUGUGCAGCUGUUUGCGGGGCCAAGCUAUGGUUUACUUUAUUCAGGCAGCUCAGUAUUUAAGUCCACGGUUUACUGUCAGUCAUUUUGAGGAAACGUUGAGUCUAAAGUGGAACAAACGAGAACCCGACUGCCUUUAGCCCAGAACCAUAACAUUAAAACCAGAUAUUUGAUGGGUAGAACCCAAAGAAGCCAGUUUGGACCCUCAGUUCCAUCCCAGCCGAUGCGUGGUCGCAUCUGAGGAGGUGUCAUGCAGACCAGACCAUCGAUUCUGCAGCUUCUUCUCACAGUGCAGGAGUACUGGUUCCACAUGAAAGCACCUGCCCACCACAAGCAGAAGACACCAAAACAGAGUCACGAGAAGUGGUUUCGGAUUGCCAAUCCAGAGGAAGCUGCAAUCCCACACAGUUCACUCUGGAGCUGUCGCAGUGCACCAAGCUUUACACCUCCAGUCUCUAAUCAGGACCACAUUGGAGCAUCAUGCGCAAAAACUGUGGGGAGUAACCCAAUGCAAACUGUGAAAAAAAUAAACAAAAAACUGUUGGUUCUUAUCUUUGGGGGUCAAAGUUCAGCCACACCUCUACUGCAAGGAGUUCAAGCAGACAGCAGCGCCCCCUGCUGGUUCUGUGCAGGCUUUGUACCUCUAUAAUGCUCCUCCUUAACACUGUAAAUAGAAGACGAAAAGCACUGAGAGUUUGAAUGUUUAAAGAAGCUACUAACUGUCAGUGUGAUGUUUUAUGUGUUCACUGUUUUUUGACCCCCCCCCCCCCCUGCUCCUCAGGUGAAGAUGAUGAACAGUAUUUGUGUUCUGGAGAAAAUGACGGAGCUCUAUCACCAGAACCCAGCAUCAGCCUUCUCCCGCUCCCCGACCUCGGUUUGUGUAGCAUCCUAGUUGAACUUUUAUGGGGUCCAAACGGUUUUAACUGCGUUUUACUUGACAAGAAUGAGCCAAACGUCCUGCUUCUUUGUGUUUGCUGCUGAUUUUCAUGUAUAAAAGCUGUGUAUGCAUCACUGGC
Molecule: messenger RNA, 4647 nt
Organism: Oryzias melastigma (Indian medaka)
Lineage: Eukaryota; Metazoa; Chordata; Actinopteri; Beloniformes; Adrianichthyidae
Product: melanoma receptor tyrosine-protein kinase
Exons: 27
Coding region: 85-3624 (1179 amino acids)
Biological process (GO): positive regulation of kinase activity; negative regulation of apoptotic process; multicellular organism development
Cellular component (GO): signaling receptor complex; basal plasma membrane
Molecular function (GO): ATP binding; epidermal growth factor binding; epidermal growth factor receptor activity
Source: RefSeq, a predicted model, not a curated record